Molecule: messenger RNA, 2170 nt
Organism: Orycteropus afer afer
Lineage: Eukaryota; Metazoa; Chordata; Mammalia; Tubulidentata; Orycteropodidae
Source: RefSeq, a predicted model, not a curated record
CUGCCGCGCCCUCGACGCCCCUGCACCCGUUGCUGGCAUAGCUGCCCCUCCCAGCGGGCGAGACCCCGUCCUCCUCAGCAGCGAUCCCGGCCCACCUCCUCUUUCCUUAACCUAACUCUCUCUUUCCGGGAGGGUGGAGUCGAAAUCAUGGGGUGUUCGCACCCUGUGUUUGUCUCCCCACCUCCCCGCUUCUACUCCUGAGUCUGGGGGCGAGGGAAAGAGCCAGAGUGCGACAGGCAGAUCCAGACCCCAGAGCCAGGAGGUGAACCCUGACCCCUAACCCCACUGCAUCCAGCCAAUAGGAGCCCAGCCACCAUGGCAGAGCUGCAAGAGGUGCAGAUCACGGAAGAGAAGCCCCUGUUGCCAGGACAGACACCCCAGGCAGCCAAGACUCACUCAGUGGAGACACCUUACGGCUCUGUCACUUUUACUGUCUAUGGCACCCCCAAACCCAAACGCCCAGCGAUACUCACCUACCACGAUGUGGGACUCAACUAUAAGAGCUGCUUCCAGCCGCUGUUUCAAUUUGGGGAUAUGCAGGAAAUCAUUCAGAACUUCGUGCGGGUUCAUGUGGAUGCUCCUGGAAUGGAAGAGGGGGCUCCUGUGUUCCCUUUGGGAUAUCAGUAUCCGUCUCUGGACCAGCUUGCAGACAUGAUCCCUUGCAUCCUGCAGUACUUAAAUUUCUCUACUAUAAUUGGAGUUGGUGUUGGAGCUGGAGCCUACAUCCUGUCACGAUAUGCUCUUACCCACCCAGACACAGUUGAGGGCCUUGUCCUCAUCAACAUCGAUCCCAAUGCCAAGGGCUGGAUGGACUGGGCAGCCCACAAGUUGACUGGCCUCACCUCUUCCAUUCCGGAGAUGAUCCUUGGACAUCUCUUCAGCCAGGAAGAGCUGUCUGGAAAUUCCGAGUUGGUACAAAAGUAUAGAAAUAUUGUCACGCAUGCACCCAACCUGGACAACAUUGAACUGUACUGGAACAGCUACAAUAACCGCCGAGACCUGAACUUUGAGCGUGGAGGUGAUAUCACCCUCAAGUGCCCUGUGAUGCUGGUGGUAGGAGACCAAGCACCUCAUGAAGAUGCAGUGAUGGCUGACUCCGGAGGUCAGCCCCAGUUGACUCAGCCAGGCAAGCUGACUGAAGCCUUCAAGUACUUCCUGCAAGGCAUGGGCUACAUGGCCUCUUCCUGCAUGACUCGCCUGUCGCGGUCUCGCACUGCCUCCCUGACCAGUGCAGCAUCCAUUGAUGGCAACCGUUCCCGUUCUCGCACCUUGUCCCAGAGCAGCGAGUCCGGGACUCUCCCUUCAGGGACUCCGGGGCACACCAUGGAGGUCUCCUGUUGAAUGACCCUUGCUGCCCUGGUGUGAGACCCAGCCCUCAUCUCCCUCAGAACUAACCUGGGAGGUGCAUAAGGGCACUGGGCCUGAGUGAGCAAGGGAAGAUAAGCAGAUCAUGCAGGGAGACAACCUUGAUUUUUGAUUGCUACCCUAACCUUGACCUCUAACCUGUGAUUCCCCCAGCUCCUGGGAGAGAUGUCCUAAUAUCUCUUAUGGACCCAGACCCCUAAAUUACCCUUCCCCCAUUUUGUUAUAAGGUGGAGAGGGUGUGCAUCUCCUCUCUGUUUUAGGUGUCUUUCAGUGAGGGAUAAGAGGCUGCUGUAGUUAUCCAUGGUGCCUCUAUCAGACUCUCCCUACUUGUGAGGGGACUUGGGUCUGGGGCUCUAUUCACCAAAGCUGAUGUGGAUUCUCAUUAACCCUUCAGCCUUCUGAAGGGUACAGGCCUGAAUGAAUGUGUGUCAGGGGGUGGCUUGCUGGUAGGUGGUGGGUUAGUGGCCCUCAGGAUGUGAUAGGAACAUCUAGUGUAUGAAAAAGAAGUUGGAAUAGGAGGUGGUGAGUGGUAGGCAAAGAACAUGUAUGGGGGGAAGGACUGGAGGUGGGGCAAUAGAGAGGGGCCUGGGGCCAUUUGGCUGCACUAACUUGUAGCUGUCAGUGUGUGUCUAGUGUGGGGUUGGGGAGGGAGCCAAGCUUGGGCUGGGCUGCUUGGGGCUUGAUAUAGGGGUGGGAAGGGCUGCCCUAAGGCUCUGACCACACUCUGAUACAUGUGGAAGGUACCCUCCUGUGUCUCACAACUCCUGCUGUAACAAUAAACUAUAGAGGAAUCUGAGCAUUGUUA